UGUUUCAGGGUGGCUCUGAGUACUUCAUUUCUUCGGAGGGGAAUACAGUGUUGUUAUUCAAGAUGCAGUUCAUGCUUCUAUUCAGUCGACAAGGCAAGCUCAGGCUUCAGAAAUGGUACGUGCCUUUGUCUGAUAAGGAGAAAAAGAAGAUCACCAGAGAGUUGGUGCAGACGGUCCUGGCUCGAAAGCCCAAAAUGUGCAGUUUUCUGGAGUGGAGAGACCUCAAGAUUGUAUAUAAGAGAUAUGCCAGCCUGUACUUCUGCUGUGCCAUAGAGGACCAGGACAACGAGCUCAUCACACUGGAGAUCAUCCACAGAUAUGUGGAGCUGCUGGACAAAUACUUUGGCAGUGUUUGUGAGCUAGACAUCAUUUUCAACUUUGAGAAGGCUUACUUCAUUCUGGACGAGUUCUUGCUGGGUGGGGAAGCUCAGGAGACGUCCAAAAAGAAUGUAUUGAAGGCUAUUGAGCAGGCAGACUUGCUGCAGGAGAAUAUAGACUUUCAGAUGCGUCUGUUUGCAGGUGUCAUGGUCCCAAAUAUGGUCUCUGAGUCCUCUGGUCUUUUCCAGAAUUAGGCCCGCUGAGCCCCGUCAUGAGUACUUUAAUGUGCCUGUGUACUGAUUGGCUGCCAUCGCUGCUGCUGCUGCUGCUGCUAUCCACCCUGCAUGCUGAGCUCCUCAGUGCCUGGCGCCUUUCUCUCUGCCGCCUGAGCCCCUGUCAUUGUCAUUGGUUUGGGACUGUAACAACAUAAUUCCAUAAUGUGACAGUCAUGAUCAGAUAUUCUCACAAUAUUACAAGUAAAUUGAAAACUACAGUAACUGGUAAAAACAUUAGGCCGGAUUAGACAUUUCAUCUGGAGAUCAGUGUUCUGGUACUAAGGUUUGAAGAUUUAACUUUGGAAUGCCAUCCAUUAAUGCAGCAGUUACUCAUCAAUAUGUUUAUUGAUAAAACGUACUUAAUUUGGUGGUAACAUAUUGUUGCACCAGUUAAAAAUCUCUCUUUAUUUUUAUAAUGUAAAAAAAUUUGCAUCAUGUGCCAUCAUGACCCAAAAGUUUUUACUCACCUUUUCCUUGAGCCAGUUCCACCGGUUUUGAGCAAACUAUUGUAAUCAAGGAUGUGUCACCAACAGAGGGGGUUGCACAAUGCACAACAUAAGUAAAAAGUAGUAACAACAUGGCAGAUUGCUUUGAUUACUUGCAGGUUUUUGUGCUGCUAUUAUCCAAAAAAACAGGCAAGGAUACUACUGCAAGACUCCAUCCUCUCUCUCUCCUACCUGUAGAAUAUGGCACUGAUGUUGUCCCCUCAGGUCAAGGAACAUUAUAGGCAAUUUUUUUGUUCCAGCUGGGAACCAACUUUUUGGGUUCCGAACCAUUUUAUCUUUGGUCGAAAUGCCCAGAAUGGUUUAAAAUGAGGUGCACGAACCAGAACUGGGGCAUCGCUGAUUUUCUUCAGAGCUUUAAACCACUUGGCCUUUAUCGACAAAGGGAAGUAGAGCUUAAAGUGGGCUGCGUGAGAAGUUUUUUCAUUCAAAGUUUUGAAGAGUUUUAAGCAGUUUUUUUAAAAACCUGUUUCCCAGAUGAAGAAUGAACCUUCAACCUCAACAAAACUACAGGUGCAUUAUAUAAAUUAGAAUAUCAUAGAAAAGUUCAUUUAUGUCAGUAAAUCAAUUCAAAAAGUGGAAUAACACAUUAUAUAGGUCCAUUACAUACAGAAUGACACAUUUCAUGUCUUAAUUUAUAUAAUUUCUUCUUAUAAUAAUGAUUAUGGCUUACAUUUUAUGUAGACCUAAAAUUCAGUGUCUCAAAAAAAAGGAAUAUUACAAAAGACCAAUUUUAAAAAGUAUGUUUAAUAUGGAAAUGUUGACCUCUGAAAAGUAUGUCCAUCUAUAUGCACUCAAUACUUGGUUAGGGCUAUUUGGGGCUACUUGAACUACUGGAAAUGGACUUUUCAAUUAUAUAAUGUAUUGAGAUGCACCUUUAUUAUUUAAAACCAGUUGGAUUCAGCUGUUGAAGUUUCUGGUUGAAAUAAAGACAGCACACUAUUGGAUCAGGAUGGCACCUGAUUGGAAACAAUUGGUUUUAGACAUUUAUCACACUGAGGUUAUCAGACUGAUAUUACAUAGGACAAGUUAUAUCAUAAUUAUUUACUCAUGAUGGGUGUUCUUCACAGAAUCCCUACUUUUUAUGUUUAUCUUUGCUAUUGGCGCUGAAAAUAUGUGGAGGAAGUCUGCCCCCUGUGGUGCACAAAUAUGUCUAACUGUGUUGAAGCACACAGUAAGGCAUUAGUAUUUAGGUGUGAACACACUUAAACACAGAUCACAUAAAAUAAUCAUCUGAAUUCUGGCGUUACUUCACCACAGACUCCAGACUCAUCACUUCAGUGUUUGUUAUGUCCAAGAGGUGUGUUCAUCCAAUCAGUUUUGUAUUUCAUAUUUUUCCCUCAUUAGCCUUGUUUCUUUAUCAUGUGUCUUGUGGAUUUGUCAGUUACACUUUUUGUGUUUUGUGCGUCUUCUUUCUUCAAACCAUAUGUAUUUGAAUUUCAUCUUUUCUUUGCUGUGAUUUCUAGGAGUUUUUAAAUCGGAACAAACCAUAGAUCAAACCAUAGCAAACACGAGAAUAGCCUUAUAGCUUUAAAAUAGUUUCAGUGUUAUUCUUUAAUAGUUUAAAUUAUUUAUAGCUACUUUCUCAUAUUUAAUUACAAAAACCCUGC
This is a messenger RNA of Centropristis striata (black sea bass), 2706 nucleotides long. Its product is annotated as AP-1 complex subunit sigma-2. The transcript has 7 exons. NCBI's taxonomy places the organism in Eukaryota, Metazoa, Chordata, Actinopteri, Perciformes, Serranidae. Gene Ontology annotation, molecular function: clathrin-cargo adaptor activity. Bases 63 to 572 code for a protein of 169 amino acids. Gene Ontology annotation, cellular component: intracellular membrane-bounded organelle; AP-1 adaptor complex; membrane coat. The record is from RefSeq and is a predicted model, not a curated record. Gene Ontology annotation, biological process: intracellular protein transport; vesicle-mediated transport.